AUGGCGAGUCAAUCCAUAGCAAGUCGUUGGAUGCGUAAGAGGUUCCUGAAAAAGAAUGAUAUUGCGGAUGAAAAAUAUGAAGAUAAUCUGAUUAAGCGGGUAGUUGAGGAGAGGGAAAGACCAAUACGCCGUGGUUCAAUCAAAGGUAGGAUUGUUGUUCCACGCUAUAUAACUAAAGGUCAUGAAAAUCUCUACCGUGACUACUUCGCUGAUCCACCUAUAUUUUCUGAUAAUGUUUUUCGGAGAAGGUUCCGAAUGAGACGUCAUGUUUUUCUUAGAAUUCAAAAUGCAGUGCUUUUAUGUGAUCCAUAUUUCUUGCAAAAAAGGAAUGCUGCUGGAGCUAUCGGGUUGUCAUCAUAUCAAAAGAUAACUGCUGCACUACGAAUGCUUGCUUAUGGAGUUCCAGCAGAUUAUGUAGAUGAAUACGUUCGAAUAGGUGAAAGUACUGCUCUAAAGAGUCUUAAAAGGUUUGUUAAUGCUGUAGUUGUUAUGUUUGGUGAUGAGUAUUUGAGACCACCAAAUAGUAACGACAUAGCUAGAUUGCUUUCAAUUGGUGAAAAACGUGGAUUUCCUGGAAUGUUGGGGAGCAUAGACUGUAUGCAUUGGAGAUGGAAAAAUUGUCCAUCUGCAUGGCAAGGUAUGUAUUCUGGUCACUACCAUGAACCAACAAUUAUAUUGGAAGCUGUAGCUUCAUAUGAUCUUUGGAUUUGGCAUGCAUUUUUUGGGUUGCCAGGAUCUCACAAUGAUAUCAAUGUGUUAGAUCGGUCUUCUUUAUUUGAUGACCUAGCCACAGGACGUGCUCCUCCUGUCAACUAUUUAGUUAAUGGCAAACCGUAUAAUAUGGGAUACUACCUUGCUGAUGGUAUAUAUCCAACAUGGGCGACAUUUGUAAAGACAAUACCAGCUCCACAAGGAAAUAAGAAGAAACACUUUGCUAAACAACAGGAGGGAGCAAGAAAAGAUGUAGAGCGAGCAUUUGGAGUACUCCAAGCACGUUUUGCAAUUGUACGAGGACCAGCACGUUUAUGGAAUCAAGAGACACUUAAGGAUAUCAUGACAGCAUGCAUAAUAAUGCACAAUAUGAUUGUGGAAGACGAGCGAGAUGAUGACCACUAUAUUAGAAAUAUUGGUCGAGAUCGUGAUAGUGAAAUUGAUCAAAUCAUUGAGAAUUAUGAUAUAGUUGGAGAGCCUUCAAAUGUAUUACCAUCACAUGAGCGAACACAAACAUUGAUGGAGUUCAUUGACAACCAUCUCCGCAUUAAAGAUGGGGAGACUCAUUCUAGACUACAAGGAGAUCUUAUCGAACACUUAUGGCAGCUACAUGGAGGAGAAUGA
Molecule: messenger RNA, 1335 nt
Organism: Rosa chinensis
Lineage: Eukaryota; Viridiplantae; Streptophyta; Magnoliopsida; Rosales; Rosaceae
Exons: 1
Coding region: 1-1335 (444 amino acids)
Source: RefSeq, a predicted model, not a curated record